UUUAAUAUUUAAUAUUAUACGAUAGCGCUUAUCAGACUUAUAAAAUAGUAUCGCGCUGUCAUAUAUAUUGUAUGAAAUUUUAAUAAUCAUUUUAGAAUCACUGAAAUUGGAACACGUUUAAAAAAAGAGAAAUUAACGGUUCUUGGUUUGCGUACCAAAUAUACUACUUAUAUUUCGCAAAAAAUCUACAUAUAUUCCCGAUUAUUAACUAUUUUUGGAAGAUAGAUAUUUUUAGAAAAAAGGUAACUUCGGUUCUUGUAACCAGUGUUGUAGCCAGUGUUGUAACAAAUUGAAUUUUGCCAAUACUUUUCUACUUUUGCAAUUUAAAGCGCAGUAAAUAAUAAAACGUUUGACACUAAAAUAACCAAGCGCAACCAACUUGUUCCUUAUCGAUCGUGCUGACUUUCAAAUGUAGCUUCUGAGAAUUCCGACAAACAUUUUUGCCAUUAUAUUCACCUUUCUUCUCACGAAGAUUCCUUUUUAAUCACGCUUAUCGCAAAAUCAUGCAUCACCGUAGAGAAGCACUCGUGGCGAAACUUUAACGCCAAAAAGUUCGACGCGAUCGCACGGACGAUGCCAGCCGCAAUUUUCUAUAGAAGAAAUCCUACAGCACGUCGAGAGAAUGUGAAUACGCAACCCCAAACGACAGAAAGCGCCAAUCGACUUACCAUUAAGCCAGCAGUGACAAUCGGUAAUUCGAUCAUGGAAGCAUUUCCGGAAGAAGCUCAAGUAGAACAAUUCUCAAGUUCCAUACCGCAGAAUACUUUGGCAUAUUUGACAAGAAUUACACCCAAAUCGAAAAGUAACCAGCACAACUCGUCCCUGCAACAGGAGUGGGAGUACGUACAACUCGACAAAUCUCUGAAAAGAAAAUCUGGCAUGAAGAAUUAUACGAACGAUGCCACAAUUUAUUAUUCGACGACCGAUCGCACUUUGCGAAAUUUAACUGACCAGUCUCAAAUAUUUAGUUCUUUUGAUGACGUCGUAAGAUCCUUGAUAUUGAAGCAUAACACUUCAUUGAAAGACAACCGAAAUACAGUCGAAAGAUUUUUACAACCUGCCAAUGAUCAUGAUAAUGGCACGCGGAAAACGAAUAGUAGCAUAGCAAAUACCAGCAAGUUUGAUUAUACGACGGAAACAUUUAAUGUAUCCACUUCAAACAUAACAAAAGUUAAUUCUUUCUCUAAUUCUAAAAAGAGAAAAAAUAAUACGAAAAGAAAAAAUUCUAAAACGAAAAAUCGAGAUAUUAAAACCAGAAAUAAUACUUCCUCGAAUAAAGAAGCGAAAAAGAAGAGCAGUGACGCAUAUAACACUAAUGCAACAAAAUCGAAAUCGAGGAAAAGGCACCAGAAAGUUGGUAGAAAAAUAGUGACAAAAAUUAACAACUCGAGCAAAAAUAAUACUGAUCUUAAUAAUAUAAAAAGGAAACAUCGCUUCGAAAAUGUCACAACAGAAGUUAUGAAAAGUGCCUAUGAGGAGAUGCUUAGCACGGAAAGUAAUUUUUUAACGACUCAACAAGAGCUAACCACUGUUACUCAACAGAUCAAUGAUUCGAUUUAUGGAUCCGAUAGCGAAGUAGCACCUGCAUUGCAUCGAAAUAAUUUAACGACUAGUGAGGUUUUGAAUGAGACAAUUUACAUGACAACUUCUGAAACAACGAUAAAUAUGGUAAACGACACUAAUGUUGCAAGGAAUUCUAGCGUGAAAAAUUCAAAUCGCAGAAACAGAACAAUUUCUAAAAAAAAUCCGUCUAAAAGUCCACGCAGAAAGCAUGGCUCCACUAAUCAGAAACAUUAUGAUGAAUAUUCUUCAUCUACCACUACAAUGAGAACGACAACAGAAUUUGGAAAUGAUGUAAUUGAUAAAACUGACGCUGCUGUAAAAGAUACCACUUCGAAAAAUAUUUAUGCAGCACGCGGAACUUUAAAUGUUGGAGAAAGAAAUACACAAGAAAAAUACAUCAAAACGAAAAGUAGCGAUUUGGCCACUAAGAAAGACUACUUUUUGCGCAUGAUAAAGAAACAUCAUAAUUUUUUAAAUUAUUAUAAUAAAUAUAACUUUACAGUAUCUAAAAUACCAAUCCCUGUAACUGAGAGCUCCAAAAAAAUUAAAAAGGAUGUUCUGGUGAACACAACAUAUGAUCCAACGCAGGAACCCAUUCUAUUUGCUCCUGAAAUAUUUGUUACGGAACCUGAGACAGCAGAGAUAAAAAAAAUCAAUUAUUCCUUGAUAAAAAUAGAGAGCUUGCCGUAUGAAUCUCAUUCUCCAAAUGUAGAACUGACUCGGUAUAUCCCAACAAGUAACCAAGUCUUUGAGAGUAUCGAUAAAAUAUCAAAAAAUCUUUCGAAUUCGAGUUAUACAUCAAUCCAGCGAAACCCCGAUCGAAGCAAAGGAGAUUGUAGUCCAAAUAAGAUGCAUAAGCAAUCAAAGCUCUCUAGAAAAUUUCAUGAAAAUAACGAAAGCUUGACGACAAUAAAGACCAACAACAGUAUAGAUUCUGGAUUAAUAAGUUCCGAUGAAGAGUUCGAUUCAACAACUGCAGAUAAUUGCACGUAUUCUCUGUCAGAGGAAACGCGAGAAUCCAGGGAGACUCUGGAAGAAGAAUCAAAAAAUGAUUUCGACGUGUUCUUAAACUGGUCGAAACCAUCGUCGACCACAACGAGCAACCCAGAAAUCGUCACGCAGUUAAGCGAAAACGGAACCAAAAGGAACAACGGGCGCAGGCGCAAUAGCCGUCGUCGUAAUGAUCAUAAGAACAACAGAUCCAAGAACCGGCAGAAAAAUCACGAUGCAGAUCGUAAGAAGAAACACACCACCGUACGUUGGCAGACCGUCGAGACGACGAGUGUCGAUUACGGCAACGAUUAUAGUCCAGAGUCAAGAGACUCUUCUCGUAAUGAUCCACGGUACGACAAAGCUGACGAUGGUCAGAAUAGAAGAACUGGUAGGAGCGACUGGUUUACCACUAAUGAAACUACAACGGAAUACUUUAAGAUGAAAUCCUCUGGCGUUGAUGAAUCCGUCACUGAACAUCUUGCAAAAGACAGUACUCGAGAACUUCAAUCUGAAGGAACAACGAAUGUGAAUCUCAUCGCUGAUAGUACUACGUCUCAUUUAUCAACGGCGUCCGAUGGAAAAAGUCUCAGAAAAUCUAAAGUGAGGAUUACAACUACCACUGAAAGUAGCUGGUUUGACAGUUUCUGGUCAAGCAAUAAUGAAGAAACACCUGACGAAGAAUCGAUUGACAAUAAAGAUGUUACAUCGUUUCCAGUUACUAGCAGUUCUACAGAAAAAGAGGAAACUAAAGAAACGAGAUAUUACAGUGUCUCUCCCAGCAAUGAUUUCACUUCCACGUAUGACGAAUCCAACAAAAAAUUCCCGUUGGUCAGUACUACGUCAUCUUGGAAAGUAGUCAGUAAAGAGGAUGACGAGACGAAUGACGAAGAAAGAAGCAUAACGUACAGCACGAUCAAGAGCCAAGAAAGUAACGAGAGAGGCACAACAGAUAAAUUAAUCUCGAAUGAGAGAAGCAACGAGAAUAGCGAAGAAGCUCUUUGGGAUUGGUUCGAGUCUUGGGAUUGGGAGGCUGUUACGCAUUCUGCAAUAGAAGGUAUUACGCACGAUACAAUCUCGGAUCUCGAUAGUGAAGAGGAAGAAAACGGAGACGAGAAGACGUCGUCUGAGGAGGACAACGAGAUCGAAAACGGCGUCACAUCGGCCACCGAGGAUUACGAGACUGAACAUUGCGAUAAGAAUCAGCACGCAUGCGAUAAGUACACGUGCAUCGACGAGGACAAAGUCUGCGACGGCACGGCAGACUGUCCCAAUUCGAGCGACGAGAUCGACUGCCAGUACAUAGACUUCAAAAGAAGGGAGCAUAUGAACGGAGAAAUUGGAAAGCCUGACUACUCAAAGGAUCUUGAAGUCACGUCGUCCGACGAAUGCAGCCCUUACGAGCAUCCUUGCGACGGCGGAUGCAUAAACGCCCUGAGCGUCUGCGACGGUGAGAAGGACUGCCUGGACGGUACUGACGAAGAGAAUUGCACAAACUUGGAAGGUACACCCUGCACAGGAAGUAAUAUCUCCUGGGUGGUCGCGUCCUGUUCUUCGUUUCUGCUGUACAAAGUUUCUCGCCUGGGACAGAUCAAGAGCGGAUACAUACGUCGCGAAACCUCAAGCGAACGCGACGUCGUUUCGGGCUCGAUCUAUCAUCUUCUGCUGUACAGAAAAUGGCUUUGAAGAUUGAAAUUCAGAAUGGCUAAUACGUGGACGUCUUUGGGAAACUGCUGAGAUACUCUAUCGCGGAAAACAGAAUUAAGAGAAAUUAUACUUUCAGCUGAUGGGUGCUUCAUCCUUUAUGUUUAUGUCGAUGUUACCAUGAAGCUGCGGGAAAUGCUCGCUUCCUCACUCUUGGAGUAACGAUGCAUCGCGACGAAUAUUGGGAGUCCGCGUCGCGUAUUACGCGCAACGCAGCUUUGGGCGAACGUGUUAACAAAACGAACCCCUCGUGAAACGCGGGUAACAGUACUUUAAAGUAGAAAUGCACGUUUACGUUGUGUCGUCCAACUUUGCUGUAAAAAGUAUUGCCUCCUGUAGAAAGAGAGAGAAAGAGAGCGAAAUGGCCAAAACUGAAUUGGAUAAUUACGUAUAAGAUAAUCCUUAAAGUGCACAUUGUGAGGACUUCAAAGAAGAUUAUUUCAUCUCUUAUUAAAUUAUCUUGUGUCUUACUUUUAUUAGAUUACACUCAUCUAAACUUCUCAAUCUGAAAAAGGAUUUGCAAUUGACGAUUGCAGGAACCAAAUCAAUGCGUGAAUCACUGGCUGCGUUAGUCAUCAAGCAUGCUGCAGACAAUCGGCCGCCAGUAUCUUUAUACGAUCUUUAUAUGUUUAAUGUUGAGUACAGUAUCUUAUAUACAUAGAACGAUUUGAUCGCUGAUCAAACAUCCGCAACAUGGUAAAGCGCAAAUCCUCUUCUCAGAUAUAGGAAGAUCAUUCCAUUUUAUCGAUUUCAUUCUUGACAUCGUCAUCGCGUUUUCUUGUUUUUUCUCAAGGAAACAGGAUGCAAAUCCACUUGUCUGCCAUAAAUCACAGAAAGAGGAAUCUCAAUAACAUUAUACGAAGUUACUUCCGGAAAUAAUGACAAUACAGUACAACACUUAUACUGAAAUACUGUACGUUGUACACUGUACAUUGUACACUAUAGUCUACAAACAUGUUGAGUUAACGAUAAGAGAAAAUAAAGGAAUAUGAGACUUCAUAAAGAAUCUUGAAACGCUAGUUAGAAAAGUUUUUUUUUAAACUUAAAAAGAUGUAAGAUUUAUAAUGCAAAUGGAUAUGACUAACGUUAAAUGUUUGCUCUUGUAUAGCAAAAACACCGUAGUCGGAUUGUCUCAUAUUUUUGUUUACUUUUAUAAUUAAAGUAUUUCUAACCACUUUCGAAGGGCUUAUUCACGAUGCUUUAAGUGUUUAGACAAGCUUCAAGAAUAUCCUGUGUAAAAAGUCUCUUGGUCGCGCAAAUACGCGUUUUACCAAAGACGCUUUUUAUGUACAGAUUUACGAGCCCUCUACUCAUGCCUAAAACUGCUUUAAAUGUCUCAUCCUAUGUUCAUAGCUUGUACAUAACUUCAACCUCGGAGACUCGCGUGUUCCAGUCGUCCAUUAAACAAUAAUUAUUUCUCAUUAUCAUAAAUUAUUGCUUUAAGUAAAAUUAUUGUUUUAGCUAAAAUAGUAGAGCACAAUGUGUAAUUU
Molecule: messenger RNA, 5747 nt
Organism: Ooceraea biroi (clonal raider ant)
Lineage: Eukaryota; Metazoa; Arthropoda; Insecta; Hymenoptera; Formicidae
Product: probable GPI-anchored adhesin-like protein PGA55
Molecular function (GO): protein binding
Source: RefSeq, a predicted model, not a curated record